Messenger RNA from Macrosiphum euphorbiae (potato aphid), 1872 nucleotides. Lineage: Eukaryota; Metazoa; Arthropoda; Insecta; Hemiptera; Aphididae. The record is from the annotation of a GenBank genome assembly.
AUGAACGACAUUGAAACGAUCGCAGCCUCGGUGUUCUAUUCCGCCAGGGACGGACGGCUAAAACGAUUGCAGUUGCUGUUGGAAGGCAAAUCAGCUAUGGAAAAUGCCAAACUGUUGAAAACCACGACAACUGGCGCUACGCCAUUGCUGAUGGCCUGCAGACACGGCCACUACGAUAUAGCCUUGUACUUAAUCAAAAGACACAAAGUCAAUAUCGAACAAACAGGCUCAGUUAUGUUUGACGGUGAAACAAUAGAGGGAGCGCCACCGCUAUGGUGUGCGGCCGCUGCUGGACAUCUGAACAUAGUUAAACUGUUAAUCAGAGAAGACGCCGUGGUGAAUUCUACGACCAAAACGAAUUCGACCCCGUUGCGCGCUGCAUGCUUCGAUGGACACUACGAAAUCGUCAAAUAUCUUGUCGAACACGGUGCAGACAUCGAAGUAUCCAACCGUCACGGUCACACGUGCCUGAUGAUCGCUUGCUACAAAGGCCACUACAAAAUCGCCAACUUCCUGCUGGCCUUAAAAGCUGAUAUCAACAAAAAGAGCGUCAAAGGCAACACUGCGUUGCAUGAUUGUGCCGAAUCCGGUAGCCUGGACAUAUUCAAAAUGCUCAUACUCAAUGGGGCCAAAAUGGAAGUGGACUCUUAUGGUAUGACUCCACUGUUGGCUGCGUGCGUGACCGGUCACGCAGACAUCGUCGAUUACCUGGUUAAGAGUAACAACUUGGUGUCGCGCAAAGAGAAGAUCGAAGCCCUGGAAUUGCUUGGUGCCACAUAUAUUGACAAGAGGAGAGACUUAAUCGGCGGUUUCGACCUGUGGAAACAGGCCAUGGAUCUGAGGUUCAGCGAGGACGACGACGAACUGGACAUACCGAAACCGGACAACGCACUGCCGAUUGAAGCGUACGAAUGGGCUCAGGAAGUGAAAAACCACGAGGAACUCAACGAACUGUUGUCUGAACCUGACGAGAUGAGGAUGCAGGCUUUGUUAGUUAGAGAACGGAUCCUAGGUCCUACGCAUCCGGACACCAGUUACUAUGUGCGCUAUCGAGGUGCUGUGUAUGCUGACGCCGGCAAAUUUACCCGGUGCAUAUCUCUGUGGAACCAUGCCUUAGACAUCCAAAGAGGUUCUCUUGAGUCUUGCCACCAGAUGACUGUCUCUUCAUUCUUCUCCUUUGCCGAACUCUUCUCUUUCAUGUCUGACGCAUGCGCUACCAACGACAACAACGGUUACAGACAAGUUCCGGCGCUUUUGACUUUCGAGGACAUCAUUCAAGUCCUGGUCAAAGCUGUCAAUGAAUUAUGUGAACCAAAAGUUCUGCCAUCGUCGUUCGAUUUAUCUCCUAGAUUAUUGCUCAUUUCAUUGGAUCUCUUUAAUAUGGCUCUCAAAUUGAUACGGAACGAUGAUCAUUCUCACCUGACCCACCGCUUGCUGUAUCGUUUGAACAAGUGCAAAGUUGUAGGACACCUCGGUCAGACUGCUCUUCAUUUGGCAAGUGCGCGUAAAACUGCUCUGGCAACAUCCCGGCAUCCCCAAUCCAUCAGCUCUGAAGAUGCGUCUAUGUUGUUGAGAGCGUUGCUCAAAAUUGGCGCCGACCCCAAUGCGCGUGAUGAAGAGGGUAAUACACCGCUUCAUUUAGUCUCCUCCAAAGAUAUGACUACCAUCAAACUGCUUUUGGGCGGUGGAGCGCAUUACGAUUCUGUCAAUGCAGCUGGUCGCACAUUCUGUGACAUGCGCAAAGCCACUCCGCAUAACCCGCUGUGCCACACAUCUUUGGCGUGCCACGCUGCCCGCGCCAUACGCAAAAACCGUAUACCAUUCAUUGGACAUAUACCAGUCACGUUGUACGAAUUUGUAGAAAAACAUUAG